AUGGCGCGCUCUCUACUUCUUCUUGCCCUAAGUCUGGGUGCCACUGCAAUGCCUGCUUCGUCCGGUAUGAGCAACAUCAAAAAUAUUGUGGUCUUGGUGCAGGAAAAUUUGUCUUUUGACCACUUCGCUGGUGGUCUUGACUAUGAUUCCAGCAUUGAUGGCCCACAGAAUCCUCAAUAUUGUAAUCCGGCCAAUGUUUCCUCCCCGUCCGAGCAAGUUUGUGCCAACCCUAAUGCGAAGAAUAUCGCAUCGGACGACCCCAAUCACAGCAUUGCGGGUGGUAACAUGCAGGUUUUUGGCACCUACCACCCCCUUGUAGGAGCCGAGUCCUCCAUGGAUGGUUUCAUCAGUGAGCAACGUGCCUCUUACCCAAAGGAUGACCUAAACCGGGCAGCCGAGGCGAUCAAUUACUUCAGCCCAGACCAUAUCCCCGUCUUCAAUACUAUGGCUCAGAAUUUUGUCUUGUUUGAUCGCUGGUUUGCUGCUGUCCCGGGUCCUACCAACCCCAACCGUGCCUACUUGACCUCUGGCACUUCCCAUGGCCAUGGCCACAAUGACGACGACUUUCUCAACUCGGCACUGCCACAAAAAUCCAUUUUUGAGCAGCUAUCAGAAAAGGAAAUCACUUGGAAGAAUUAUGAGAAUUCGACACAGUCCAAACCCUCAUUUUUGCCCGAUGCCAUGUUCUAUGAUUGGACCGCGAAGAAUGGCAAGGACAAUGUCCUUCCCAUUUCCCACUGGAGCGCUGCCACAAUUUACUUGGAUCAACCCCGAGUGCUGCUCCUAUAUGUCAAUGCAUCCCCCUCCCCAAUCAAUAUGGGCGAGAACUUCGUCAAGAGCAUCUACGAGGCCGUCCGCAAUUCGCCGCAGUGGAAUGAGACCCUCUUUAUUCUGACCUGGGAUGAGCAUGGUGGUUUUGCUGAUCAUGUUUCACCUCCCGCUGACGUUCCCGCUGGCGACAGUCUGACCUAUACGGAGACUGCUCGGGAUGGUGAACAAUACACUUUCCACUUUGAUCGCCUCGGAAUUCGGGUUCCUACUCUCUUGAUCUCCCCGUGGGUUUCCAAGGGCCUGGUCCAACAUAAGCCUAGUGAGGGGAACGAGUUCACGCAUACUUCUAUCCUCAAAUUUGUCUCUGAGCUUUGGGGAUUAGAUAGUCUAUCCCCGCGCGUGGACUGGUCGCCUUCCUUUGGGAACCUGAUCACAAACAAGUUCAGAAGCGAUACUCCCGAGAAGUUGCCAGAUGCAGCAGACUUUUAG
Messenger RNA from Penicillium verrucosum, 1260 nucleotides. Its product is annotated as putative phosphatidylglycerol specific phospholipase. NCBI's taxonomy places the organism in Eukaryota, Fungi, Ascomycota, Eurotiomycetes, Eurotiales, Aspergillaceae. The record is from RefSeq and is a predicted model, not a curated record. The transcript has 2 exons. Gene Ontology annotation, biological process: phospholipid catabolic process. Bases 1 to 1260 code for a protein of 419 amino acids. Gene Ontology annotation, molecular function: hydrolase activity, acting on ester bonds.